GUCAUAUCCACUUUACAAUCAUUGUAAAGUAGGACUUAAAUUCGUUUAACGUUUUGUAGUUUUUCCUCUUUGUAGUUCAAUACCAAUUUUAUAGAAAACUAAUAGUGGCAUAGACCUCACAAUGGCUAACGUGGUGAAUAGUCUAAAGCUGCUCUUCGAUCGGCCAAACGAGCCGAUGGUUUCACCCAAGGGCGACAAUAAUGCACUUUUCCAAGUCACCGAACAAUAUUUGGGUGAAGACUAUCAGAACAAUGGUAUUGAAAUCAACAAUCGCUACGGGGACACGGCAACCGAGAUCAUACCGUUGAAGGACUUGCAACAGGUGCCGAGAUUCACUCUUGCGCGACAACUGCCACGCGACGCUGAGUUCUCGACAUUCCUGCCGGCUCACCAGGAAAUGGCGGACGAAGUCAUCGACGAGUUGCUGUCUGUACCUGAAAACCAACUACAAGAUUUCCUGUCAACAUGUGUGUUUGCCCGAGUGAAUCUCAACCCACAAUUAUUCAACUAUUGUUAUUCUGUUGCACUCUUGCACAGGAACGACACCAAAAAUGUGCCCAUUCAGAACUUUGCUGAGACCUUCCCAUCUAAAUUCAUGGAUUCCCGAGUGUUUGCUCAAGCUAGAGAAGCAGCCGCUGUGUCCUCACAGGGUGCCCCACGUAUACCUAUCAUCAUACCAAGAGAUUUCACUGCAACAGACUUAGAUAAUGAACACCGCCUGGCCUAUUUCCGGGAAGAUAUUGGUGUUAACCUUCACCAUUGGCACUGGCAUCUUGUUUAUCCAUUCUCUGCUAGGCAACGACGCAUUGUUGACAAAGAUCGACGAGGAGAACUAUUUUACUACAUGCACCAACAAAUAAUCGCUAGAUAUAACGGAGAACGCCUCAACAACUCACUCCCUAGAGUUAAAAAAUUCAGCAAUUGGAAUGAACCAAUUCCUGAACCAUACUUCCCGAAGUUGGACAGUCUUACCACUUCGCGUGGAUGGCCUCCACGGCAAGCUAAUAUGUUUUGGCAAGAUCUCAAUCGUCCCGUUGAUGGCCUCAACAUCACCGUCAAUGACAUGAGACGAUGGCGGCGAAAUGUUGAAGAAGCUAUUUCUACUGGAUUUGCUCAAAAAGCAGAUGGAACAACACAAACUCUAGACAUCGAUACAUUGGGCAACAUGGUGGAGUCUAGCAUCUUGUCGCCAAAUCCGCAACUUUAUGGCGCACUCCAUAAUAAUGGGCACAGCUUUGCUGCUUAUAUGCACGAUCCUAAACAUGAGUAUCUCGAAUCUUUCAGUGUAAUGGCUGAUGAAGCAACAACAAUGCGUGAUCCAUUCUUCUACCGUUGGCACGCUUUUAUUGAUGAUCUUUUCCAGACAUUCAAGGAGUCUACUCACGUUCGGCCAUACACAAGAUCUGAGCUGGAAAAUCCAGGAGUUCAAAUAUCGUCUGUGCGAGUUGAGAGCAGCACCGGGGACCAGAAUAUCCUUAACACUUUCUGGACACAGAGUGAUGUUGACCUGUCACGUGGUCUGGACUUUUCCAACAGAGGACCCGUCUUCGCUCGUUUUACCCAUCUUAAUCAUCGCCCAUUCCAAUAUGUUAUUGACGUGAACAAUACUGGUGACGCUCGGCGUACCACUGUGCGCAUUUUCAUCGCACCCAAAUUUGACGAACGCAACCUUCCUUGGGCGCUGUCUGACCAACGCAAGAUGUUUAUCGAAAUGGACAAAUUCGUCAUUCCACUAAAUGCUGGCCAGAACACAAUCGUCCGCCAAUCGUCAGAAUCAUCCGUAUCGAUUCCAUUCGAGCAGACAUUCCGAGACCUAUCACAGCAGGGUACUGACCCUCGCCAGAUUGAUCUGGUCAGUUUCAACUACUGCGGCUGUGGUUGGCCACAGCACAUGCUGGUACCAAAGGGCACGGAGCCGGGUGCACAGUAUGAUCUAUUCGUUAUGCUCUCUAACUACGACCUGGAUAGCGUAAAUAAUCCAGAUGGUUCUACAUUAACCUGCAAGGAGGCUUCCAGCUAUUGCGGUUUGAAAGAUAAGCUGUACCCUGAUAGACGCAGCAUGGGUUAUCCUUUUGACAGACCAUCUAACACUGCGGCCAACAUUGACGAUUUCAUCCUGCCAAAUAUGUUCCGCCAGGACAUUACAAUUCGCUUACAAAAUGUUACUGAACCGAAUCCUAAAAAUGCUGCAAACUAAUUUUAAUAAAGUUUACCAACUUUACGAAUUCCAUGCAAAGUAACAAAAUAAACGGUUUUAUAUUAGCUAUUAGCUAUAGGUACGGUAGGUAAGUAUGUAGUUCGGCAAAAACCACCAGCUUUUCCACCAGGAUGUUACAGUUUCCAAGAUUUUUGACCCUCAAUUGUCCAAGUAUAAAACUUGUUUUUUCCACGGUGUAUGACUCAAAUCAUCUCCAGACGCCCUACACAGCUUCGUGGCAAUCUUUCACUAGAUACACUUUAAGGUUUGAUCUUUAAAAAUGUAUGUUUGUAACUAAGAUACUUAGUUAGUUAGUUAGCAACUAGAAUUUGCUUUAAACCUAGAUGAUUGAAGGUCUGGAUCCUUGAAACCUGCUACCUCCCGAAGCUAAGAUCCAAACUUGAUAGUUGGGCAUGUGCUGAUUAUUUUCAGCUUUUAUAAAAUAACACAAGCUCAGAACCUACCACAGAAAGUUUAAAAUGUUACCGCCCAUAGACAAUACAAUAUUAAUAGCUAAAUAAAUAGAUGAUUGAGAUAAUCGCAAUCAUUGAAUUGAGUUACUUAAUUAGCCCAUGCAAAGUACGGUAAACUUAAAAAUCGUAUUUUCGUAAACAGUUGUGUAAACUAUUUUUUUAUUUUAUAUUUAGCUUUAGAUUACAGUUAAUAUUUUAUAAUCAUAGAUUACUGUAAUAAAUUACCGAUAAUCGAAUAUAACCUAGUUACUAAAAGAAAGGCUGAUAGUCAUAAGUCAAAUGUAUUUGUAAUUAGGUACACAAUUACUUUACCUAGUAUUGUGCAUAACUUUUAAGGAGCUACUAACUAUUUUAAGCAAAACGUGAUCCAAUACUCUAAUUAUGUAGUUAUAAUUUUAAUAAAGCAAUUUAAAAAAACACA
This is a messenger RNA of Bicyclus anynana (squinting bush brown), 3091 nucleotides long. Its product is annotated as phenoloxidase 1. The record is from RefSeq and is a predicted model, not a curated record. The transcript has 12 exons. Gene Ontology annotation, molecular function: oxidoreductase activity. Lineage: Eukaryota; Metazoa; Arthropoda; Insecta; Lepidoptera; Nymphalidae. Bases 122 to 2197 code for a protein of 691 amino acids.